AAAAAUGUCACUCUUCAUUAAAAUUAAUAGAAGUACUUUUGGCCAAUCGCUGCGUUUCUUACAUCUGGAGUAACAUCUUGUUACGGGGUAGCCAGCUGUCACACCGGGUUUAUCGUAACGCAACAUUGCCCCCAGCACCGGUUGUUGCAUAACAACAACAUGGCCCCAGAUGUCGGUUGCUGCGUAACGCAGCAUAGUUGAUUUGUCAUUGUUGGGGAUGUAUGUUAUUCGUCGGUCUCUGCAUUACGGCAGGGAUCAUACAACUUCCGUGUUGCGGUAGUUUUAUGAUCCCAAACGUAAUGCAAAGACCGACGAACGAUUUCAUCUCCUGUUAUGAAAAGGGGCUCCAUUUAAAAUCGGAAGGUGUGUGGCUGCGCGUCUGAUCCGCAUAUACAGUUGUCUCUGUCACCAUGUCCAAACGUUUCUUAGUGAAAAUAUUUUGAUCAUUGGGAGAUUUGGUUUAUUCAUUUUCUGAAGUAGUGCUCUGCAAUUGCUGUGUGAGAGAAUGAAUGAGGACAUCUGUGUAUUAAAUUGCCUUCUCUUAAUCAUAAUUUGUACAUGCCUCCUUUUCAUUGCCCAACCUUUACAUUCUGCUCCCAUUACUUAUUUGUAUGCUAGCUGCACAUAACUAUUGCCUGUGUGUGUGAUUUUGUUGUUUAAAUAUAUGCUAAUUUAAUUGACUGGUUGAUUUGUUUCCUUCCCUUAGGAAUGUGCGGGCCACCUGGACCUCAGCAAGCUGAUUUCGAUCUCAAUGGAUGGUCCAAAUGUAAAUUUUAAGUUCUUUGAGCUGUUCCAGGCGGAAUAUGCUGACCUGUACGCUGGUUCUCAGCUCAUAUCUGUUGGUAGCUGCGGGUUACACACCGUACACAAUGCCUUUAAAACAGGCUUCUCAUCGUGGCAGGUGGACAAGAUCCUCAGGGCCUUGCACACAUUGUUGCAUAAUGUUCCUGCAAGACGAGAGGACUACGAGAAGACCACCAGGUCUACCCGCUUCCCGUUGGCAUGGUGUGGGCACCGAUGGCUGGAAAACCUGCCUGUCGUGAUACGAGCGUUGGAUAUCUGGUCAUCUAUGCUGGUGUACACCAAUGCUGUGAGGAGAAAGGAGCUUCCAAAUCCUGGCACUUGAAGCUUUGCUGUAAUCGAAGAAGCCCAGAAAGAUCCCCUGACUCUACCUAAGCUGCAGUUUUUCAGGAGCAUCGCCCAGCUAUUUGAUCCGUUUUUAAGGAAGUACCAGACUGAGGAGCCGGUGAUGCCUUACCUAGGCAAAGAUCUGGCAGAGUUGAUCAAGAGUCUGAUGCGUCGUUUCGUGAAACGAGAGGUUCUGCAGGACAUCACCACAGCCCAGCUUACCAAACUGGACAUAGGUGACAAGAAUAUCUUGAUGCCGGUGCACUGUGUUGAUAUUGGCUUGGGUGCUGAGGAGGCCCUCAAGAACAGCAAAAGUUCAGACCUCAGGAUUCUUGAAUUUAAAAGGGACUGCAUGCAAGGACUCUCAAGCAUGGUGAAGAAAGUACAGGAGAAGAGUCCUCUUAAGUACAGUACCGUUAGGCAGAUGGAUUGUCUAGACCCCACAGUGAUGAGCAGUGAUCCAGACGGCUGCAAGGCAAAGAUGAAGGGACUUGUGCAGACAUUUCUGCUCAACAGGCAGCUGGCAGGAGGAGUUUGUGCUGGGGACACCAUUCUCCAACAGUUCGAUGCUGCGUUGUCUGUGGAGUGCAGGCAUGAAGAUUUCAUCUCCUUCAAGCCAAUGCAAAAGAGGCUAGAUGUCUUCCUUCAUGGCUUCAUCGGCAAGGCAUACCCAGAUCUUUGGGCGUUUUGCAAGACCCUUCUGCUUUCUCAUAGUCAGGCGUCUGUAGAGAGAGGCUUCUCAGUGAACAAAGAGAUCGAGACGGAGAAUAUGCAAGAAGAAACAUUGGUCGCACACAGGCUUGUUUACGACUACGUUGCAAUACAUGGGGGCGUUACCAAGGUUCCACUUACACCUGACCUAAUGAAAUCUGUCAUGGCUGCCAGGUCACGGUACCGUGUGCAUUUGGACGAACAGAGGAAGAAGAAGGAGACAGAGACACAAGGGAAGAAAAGGGCACACGCGGAGGAGCAGUUACAAGACCUGAAAGUCAAGAGGGACAGUCUACAUAAAGUUACUGAGAGCCUGGGCAAAGAGGCAGAUGAGUUGGCAGAGCAAGCAGAGGGCAAGGCUGGGAGCAAAAUGGCACAUCUGAUUUCAAAAUCAAAUGCUCUGAGGAGGGCUGCCAAAGACAAGCUCUCCCAGCUUAAGGUUCUGGGGGAUGAAAUUGCCACCAAAAGUGCAGAGCUUAAAAGCAUGUAA
Eleginops maclovinus (Patagonian blennie) is the source of this 2329-nucleotide messenger RNA. RefSeq lists its product as uncharacterized. The coding region runs from base 1250 to 2329 and encodes 359 amino acids. The record is from RefSeq and is a predicted model, not a curated record. NCBI's taxonomy places the organism in Eukaryota, Metazoa, Chordata, Actinopteri, Perciformes, Eleginopidae. The transcript is spliced from 4 exons.